Molecule: messenger RNA, 1983 nt
Organism: Penicillium mononematosum
Lineage: Eukaryota; Fungi; Ascomycota; Eurotiomycetes; Eurotiales; Aspergillaceae
Exons: 8
Coding region: 1-1983 (660 amino acids)
Biological process (GO): Golgi to plasma membrane transport
Cellular component (GO): exomer complex
Molecular function (GO): protein binding
Source: RefSeq, a predicted model, not a curated record
AUGGUUGCGCCCGCUGUCCCUGAGAUCCACGAGGAGGAGGAUAUCUACGUUGCAGUCGAUGCGCGAACGGAGUCCUUGCAGAGCUUGCGAGAACUAGGCCCUCCAGACCUGGUCUAUUUGGUCAAGCAGCCUAAGGCCAAUUCGACUCGCCAGACCGGAGUUUAUCAUCAUGUCACCGGAAUCGAUGCCUCCUCGUCCGCUAGCUUAGCCGCCUAUGUCAAUACCCUCACAUUCUCUCCCCUCGACAAGACGCAUAAGGUAGUCUCGGGAAUCUACUGUUGCUACAAUGCAUUCUCUCAUCUCGAUAUGCGCGUCGAAGUCAAAAUUCCCGGAAGCCUGGAGAGCUACUGCAUUGAUGAGCGCGGUGACAAGCGUGUUGCUACCGAGGCUCUUUGGCUUGAGACCUUCCUUUGCGCCGUCCUGAGGGCCUAUCUCUAUGCGGACGAUGGAAGCGGAGAUUCCGUCAAGAGGAUUGUUGGAGUCCGACGAUUCAACCCCGUGACAAACACAGAAAUGGAGCACAAGUUCUUAGAUGCCGCCGAGAAACUUUUCUUUUUGGGACGCCAACUGAGCUCUGAUCCCGAAACCCAAGUCCCUAACACUGUGAGCAACCACCUCACAUCCGGCAUCCUGAAAUACAUCCACACGACUGGUCGUUAUACUUCUGGGAUCAACUUGUUUGAGAAACUCCGUACAAAGGAUGUGGAGGUCUCGUCCCUCCUGGCUCGUGUACAGAUUAUGGCAGAUGAGGAGGUGCAAGCGGUACGCCUCAUGUACGACGCUUUACAAGAUGUUCCAAUGGAUUAUGCUCUGCUUGAUUGCCAGGCUAGUUUCUGUCAAAGCAAAGGUGAAAGCGAGAUGGCACUUGAGUGCGCCAAGCGUGCAGUUACUGCAGCUCCCAGCGAAUUCAGUACCUGGGCCCGCCUCGCAGAGGUGUAUGUCAACAAAGAUACCCCUCGCAUGCCACAACCAUCACGCAUCAUGCUCCCAAUUCUUGCUGAAAGCAUUCUCGAUGAAAUAGAUGAAGGCCAGCCCAAGCAAGGAGACCCUCAUGACUAUGUUCACCCUUCACUUCGAAAGAUCCAUGCUGCUAAUUACCAAGGUACUUUCUUGAAGGCCUAUAAUCUUCUGACAAAGAUCGCUGCUGCCAUCGGAUGGGAUCAGCUACUCAAGGCUCGCAGCCAGGUUUUUGUGAUGGAAGAAGAAUACCGUGUUGAGCGACAGCAUGUUCCUAAGCCCGCAACAUCAAUGGGGGCGGAGACCAACGGCAACAGCCCCGGCCACGAAGAUGACUCUGGCUCUGUGCCUGGCCCUGGCCCGACCGAGCCGUCGUCGGAAGAAACUGCCAAUGGAGAUGUUGGAGAGAACCACACGGAAAGCCCCCUCGAGCGGCCGGAGCAAACAGUAGCAUCCGAAGUUGUCAAGUCUGGCAAGGAAGAUCCCGACCCAUCUCACGCCUCAUACACGCAAUUCCGAAAUAAGCGACUGUGCGAAAGGUGGCUGGAUAACUUGUUCAUGGUACUUUACGAGGAUCUGCGCAUCUACACCAUCUGGCGGACCGAAAUGGCCCAGUUCCGUCAACAAGCCAUGGAAUACAAGAAAUCCGCCACCGAGUGGGAAAUUCUUGGUGAGCUCGCUCAGCGGCUGCACCAUUUCGACGAAAGCAUUGAGGCAUACCAGAGCUGUCUAGCCACUCGGUUUUCGCCCAAGGCUAUGCGUGGGGUGUUGAAGUUGUACGAACAGCGAAAUGACACCAGAGGCAUGCUCGGCGCAUUGAUCCGCCUCAUCGCCUGGCAAUAUCGCUGGUACUCCGAGUUUUCACCUGAGCUCUUGUUCCUGGUUCGCAAGCUAAUCGAGGAUGAGGGUGCUGUCAAGGUCCGCAGCAUUGUCCAAGCGACAAACCUCCCUCAACCCGUCCUCGAUCUCACACACCAGUACUGUCAACUAUGCGCCACCUUCCGCAGCAGUGGUAGUGACACUUAA